This is a messenger RNA of Diabrotica virgifera virgifera (western corn rootworm), 1454 nucleotides long. It is a transcript of the gene Gnbp2, whose product is annotated as beta-1,3-glucan-binding protein-like. The transcript has 7 exons. Gene Ontology annotation, molecular function: carbohydrate binding; hydrolase activity, hydrolyzing O-glycosyl compounds. Gene Ontology annotation, biological process: carbohydrate metabolic process. Bases 105 to 1415 code for a protein of 436 amino acids. The record is from RefSeq and is a predicted model, not a curated record. NCBI's taxonomy places the organism in Eukaryota, Metazoa, Arthropoda, Insecta, Coleoptera, Chrysomelidae.
GUCAAGAAAUCAAGACGACAGGACAGUCAGAAAUCAGAAAUCGGUAGGUGAUAAUACAAACAAGACUGAUGUUAUUGUUAUUAGUUAAACAUUAACCAACAAUCAUGGUGUUUCAAAAUUGGCUGUGCAUUUUAGUGUUAAUUAAUGUGGUCUAUGCGUACGAUAUUCCGCAAUUACAAUUCGAAGCAUUUUCGCCUGCUGGAUUCAAAGUAACGUUACCAGCGGACCCGAAAGUCCUUCUUUUUGCCUUCCACGGGAAGGUUAAUCAAGAAAUUAGGGUAAUCGAAAAUGGAGACUUCUUCGGUGAAAUUACCACCCCAACCGAUGGAAAUUUCGUAUACAGUAAUCCCAAUUUACAACUAAAGCUAGGAGAUGAGGUAAAUUACUGGACGUAUGUUCAGCACGAUUUUCUCGGAUAUAGAAACGAUAACAGGACAUGGAAAGUGACAGAACUUCUGACCAAGAUAUCAGACAAUUGCAUAGCAAGCAAAUCGACAGUAACUGGAAGAGUGAGUAUAUGCACUGGAGCCACUGUGUUUGAGGAUAAAUUUGAUAGCGUUGGGUUGGACAACAAUAAGUGGCUAGUAGAACAAUAUGUUCCAGAUGAUCCGGAUUAUGAAUUUGUGACAUACCAAAAAGAUGAUACCGUCGUUAAAGUACAGAAUAAUAACCUGGUAAUUCAACCAAAACUAUUAAGUGAUAAACAGAUUCAUGCGAGUCUAUUAGAUUUAACAAAUGGCUGUACGCGGACAGAAUCUAAAAGAGCACGAUGUAAAAGCGUAAUGUACUUGUUACAGAAUCCUGUAAUUUCGGGACGAAUAGUCUCUAAAACCUUAUUCUCAUACGUUGAUGUUGAGAUAAGGGCCAAAGUACCUUCAGGAGAAUGGAUGUAUCCAGAAAUAUAUCUUGAAGACGAAAAUUACAACCGACUGGUUAUAGCGUACACUCGCGGUAAUAAAGUGUUUAAAGGAAAUGAUGGAGCAGAUAUUGGAGGAUCACUCUUAUUUGGAGGACCUAUGUUAGGAUUUACUGAACCUGCUAAAAGUUCAAAACUAAGUAGUACCCGACAGACUGAACCAUUUAGUGAUACGUUCCAUGUUUAUAGACUGAGAUGGGCACCAGAUCGGAUUGAUCUAUUUAUAGAUGGUGCAAAAUUUGGCACUCUACCUACUUCUUCAGUUAAAUCCUCAUUUACACGAAACCCACCAGCUCAAGCACGUUUAGUCCUGGGGAUAGGCGUCGGAGGAGUCAACGAUUUUCCAGAUGGUUUUAUGUCAGGAAAUGUACCUAAACCCUGGAAAAAUAGAAACACUGUCCAGGUGAAAUCGUUUUACGAAAGCAGAAAUCAAUGGUUGCCCAGUUGGAGUAGUGGUGGACAGUUGCAAGUGGAUUAUGUUAGGAUUAAAUCAAUUUAAAUUUUCUGCGUUUUUACUGUAUUAAAAUUUUAUAUUUUG